UUAUAUGUAAAUUUAUAUGUAAAUAUAUUCAAUGUAAUAACAUUAAGCUGUAAAUAUUAUGUGUAUGUGCUAACAAUAUUAAUUUUGUAUUCUUUCAGAAUGUGACUAACAACCACACUAACAAAAAAAAAAAAAAAUCCGCUAUUUAUAGUGUCAAAAUUAAGCUGAAUAAUAAUCAAUUCUUGAUUCCCAGCUUACACCGAUCAACCUCUAAAAGUGUGUCUUCCUUACCACGCGACAUUGGCGAAGUAAAUUGUACCCAGUUGGUACAGCAGCAAGCCAUAAAAUCAAAAAUUGAAUUGAAUUGAAGUGGAACAUUACUUUUCGUAUCUCAUAUAUCUCUUUCCAAUUUACAUCUCGACAGUGACGAGAUAAACCGUGCUUUGGCGUUGGCACAUCUAAAAUCCCAGAAGAAUUUAAUUGAAUACGAUUUUUCAAAUAAUUUUAUAAUUUAUCUCAUAUUACUAGCUGUAAUCAUAAUUUAUUAAUCUAUUAGUACAACAAUCCAGUACUAUAAUAUCUAUAAGAGUGACGUGACCAUCAUCACCUCAGUCUUCAGUCAAGAGAAUCUCAAUCAAAACAAACAAAACAGAAUCAGAAGAAACUAUGCACAGUGGUGAUGAUAAAGUUGUUGUGAAAACUGAAGUAAGCCAUGACUAUGUGCUAUUAGAUGAAACAGUGGAAGUGAAGAUUGAAUAUGAUGAGUGUGCUGCAUCUCAUGGCCAGUGCUCAGUGUCGGAGAGUAACGUUAAGUGUGAACCAAAGUCAUCGGCCAAUGCUUUCCAGGAAGUUCAACCAAGAUAUACACUUUCAAGCUGCGGAGGAUCCAGGAUUUUAGCGUGUGGGAAGCUUGAUCCGGGCAUGGAUUUGUGGGAGAAGUCAAAUCGUUUUGGCUUGAGCACCUUACCCCCACCCCAGGAUCAAGUACUGCCUUCAACCUCCACAGUUGCAGGACAUGUGGCGAAAUUAGAGAAUUUGAAGUGUGAAAAUACUACUUAUGGAUGUACAAUUUGUUUAGAAGAUUUUCUUCAUGAACAAGAUUACUAUGCACAUAUGAAUGUGCAUCUUCAGUACAGCGAUGCUGACAGCGAAUGUGUGAUGUCACAAGUGUGUGAGCCUGCUGCAGCUGCGAGCUCUGGCUGGCACUCGGCGCCCCUCAGUGAGCACAAGCAUGCAGUUCAGAGCCUGGACGAUGACUCUCACUCCUCCAGACACUUGACUCAGCCUUCAGGUGUUCCAAUGUCCAUGAGACCUGCAACCCAAGAAGACGAUACAUUGAAACAAAGUAAACAAAAACUUGGGAAACUGUUUACUUGUGACAUUUGCAGAAAUAUAUUUAAACAGAAAAGGCUCCUAACUAAUCACAUAAAGUGUCACACUGAAAAAAAAAUAUUCACUUGCAAGGUUUGUCAAUACACGUGUACAAACAACGCAAACUUGUUGCGACAUAUGAGAACCCACACUGGUGAAAAGCCAUAUUCUUGUGAGUUGUGCGAUUGUAAAUUUUCUCAAAAACACUGCCUAGUGCGACACAAGCGCACUCACACUGGUGAAAAGCCUUUUGCUUGUGAGUUAUGCGAUUAUAAAUGUGCUGAAAAAAAUAAUCUAGUGCGACACAUGCGCACUCACACUGGUGAAAAGCGAUAUUCAUGCCAGUUAUGUGAGUAUAAAUGUCUAACUAAAGAUAGCCUGCUCUUUCACAUGCGUUCUCACACUGGUGAAAAACCUUUUUCGUGUGAACUAUGCCAGUUCAAAUGUAGUCGAAAAUCUGGCUUAGUGGUACAUAAACGAAAACACGCCGGAGAAAAGAUAUAUUCGUGUGAGUUUUGCGAGUAUAAAUGCAUUUUUAAAAAAAGCCUUGUCCCACACUUGCGUAUUCACACUGGUGAAAAACCAUAUGCUUGUCAAUUAUGCGAGAUGAAAUUUUCGACAAAAAGCAACUUUAAUGUUCAUAUGCGAAAUCACACUGGUGAAAAGCCAUUUUCAUGUACAUUAUGCGAGUUCAAAUGUAUUCGAAAAGUUGGCCUACUGAGUCAUAUUAUGCGUCAACACACUGGUGAGAAGCCAUUUUCAUGUACAAUAUGCGAGUUUAAAUGUACUCGAAAGGAUGGCCUAGUAAAUCACAUGCGUCUACACACCGGUGAAAAGCCAUAUGCAUGCAAGUUGUGCGAGUUCAAAUGUAAUCAAAAACUUAUCCUAGUAUGCCAUAUGAGAACACAUACUGUUGAAAAGUCAUUUUUAUGUGAAUUGUGCGAUUUCAAAUGCACUCGAAAGUCUGGCUUUGUAGAACAUAUACAAAAACACAUAGAAGAAAAGCUAUAUGCAUGUACGUUAUGCAAGUAUAAAUGCACUCAUAAAAAUAAUCUAAUGGCACACAUGCGUACUCACACUGGUGAAAGACCAUAUGCUUGUCAUAUGUGCGAGUUGAAAUUUUCGGCAAAAUAUAACUUAGAUGUUCAUAUGAGAACUCACACUGGUGAAAAGCCAUUUUCAUGUACUUUGUGCGAGUUCAAAUGUAUUCGAAAAGGCGGUCUAAUGCGACACAUGCGAGUACAUCGGUGAAAAGUCUUAGGCUACCAGUUCACCGAAGCGGAGCGAGGCAGCGGAGCUGAGAAACGGAGAAAUAUUAACCAAUAGGAUUGCAGAAAAUCUCCACUCCUCUUAAGUGGACAAGGACUUGCGAGAUAGUUUAAAAAUUCAUAUAAAACCAGUAAUAGGGAUGAUGACAGAUUUUUAAAUUGUAUAUACAUUAAGAGAAUGCUAAUAGUAAAGCAUUUUUGUAAAAGUAACAGGGUAUCUUCGAUCAUUACCUUCGGAGCUACAGGGAUUUAAAGGGUCAGAUUUGCGGCGCUGCCGCGGAUCCCUGAAAAACGCCCCAUACAAAAUGGCACGAACUAAUGACGUUGUAGGUAAUGUAAUGAUCGUUAGAUUUGUAUGGGCGUUCAAACAAAAUUACUAAUAUCUUUGUUAUUUGUGCGUUUAUGUUUAUUAUAAUCCCCAUUGGAGUGGUGAAAUGGAGCGGGGUUAAAAAAAUUAAAUUUAAUGUUUAUUUACUUAACAUUAUUUUUUACAUGAAAAUGGAACCGACUUCAAAGACGUAUUUCAGGUAUUUUGAUUUCAACACAAAAUUACUGAACCGAUUUUCAUGUAAAUUAAAUGACUAAUCUGAAACUAUAUAUACUCUUUCAAACAAAAUUGGUUUAAAAUUACGAAGUUAUGAGGUAACAAACGAUAAAAAAAAUGCGUCUCAUUGAAAACCUAAUUUUUUUUGAAGUCGGCGAAAAAGUGGAUCUCAUGGAUAGUCAACAGUAUACAUUAAUUAUGAUUUACUUAAUAAUCUCUUAACUCUAUCAUAGCGUCAUAUUAAAAUCUCUACAAAAUUAAAAAUCCUACGUUUUAGCCAUAGUAU
This is a messenger RNA of Bicyclus anynana (squinting bush brown), 3409 nucleotides long. RefSeq names its product gastrula zinc finger protein XlCGF57.1-like. Gene Ontology annotation, biological process: regulation of immune system process; negative regulation of transcription by RNA polymerase II; regulation of cytokine production. Lineage: Eukaryota; Metazoa; Arthropoda; Insecta; Lepidoptera; Nymphalidae. The transcript is spliced from 5 exons. The record is from RefSeq and is a predicted model, not a curated record. Bases 607 to 2562 code for a protein of 651 amino acids.